CACGUGUUGUUGCGAUCCGGAUAUCUAAGAGCAGUAAACUCAAUCAGUUUCGUUUCUGUACGUCUACAUGUUGCUCUAGAUAAUGAUUAAGCGUUGUGACUGGUAUUAGGCGUCUAUUUUUGAUUGUCUUUUUUUUAAAUUAGUGAUGGAAGGUAUGGAGGCGAAAAUUAUUCAGAAUCAAAUAGAAAGUAAAAAAAAACUUUUAAAAACUGUUAAUUUAUCAGUUCUACACGAUAAAGGGGCAAAAUUGAAGAAUCAAAUAGCAGAAUUAGAAAAAGCACUGCAGGACUUCAAACUUCCAUUAGAAGAAGUUGAUUUGGAAAAAAAAUGCAAUAUAACAUCAGCGGAUUCUUUACCAGGACAUUCAUUAGAUCAGUUAAGUAAAACAGUGAGUGAGAAUGGUGAACAUCUACAAGGAAGUUCAUCUAAUGUUAGUAGUAAAGAAAUUUCAACGUCUGUCUCAGAACUUUCAUUUGAGCAGCUAAGUAAAAUGGUGGCAAAGGAUAGUUCUUCAAAGCCAAUGUUUGAUUCCCCUUCGUUUAAAAAUUGGAGAGGUGAAAAAGUUACUAGACAUAUUAAGUUAACUGAACCAAAACCACUAGUAGAGUGUUUGACAAAAAAAAGUAUACCAGGUGUCGGUACUACCAAUGCUGCUUUGCCUUUAGAAAAUGAAGCUAGUGUAAAGAAAUUGCAUGCUUCAUUAGUCUCGUACACAGAUGAAACAAAAGAAGAAGAAGAGCCUCUAUCUCUCCUAACUUCUUUAAUGAAGCAUCAAAAAAGAGCCUUAGCCUGGUUGUUAUGGAGAGAAAAUCAAUUACCAAGUGGAGGCAUCCUUGCUGAUGACAUGGGACUUGGGAAAACAUUAACCAUACUGUCGCUGAUUUUGAAACAGAAAGAGAACAAAAAUUUCCUUUCAAGUUCUCAGUCUGGAAAUGACAUUUGUAAAGGAACUUUAAUAGUGUGUAUGGCUUCCAUUAUUCAUCAGUGGAAAGAUGAAAUUUGCAGACAUUGUGGUAGUAAUGUAUCAGUUUUUAUAUAUCAUGGCCCAAAACGGCAGAAUGAUCCUAGACUUUUUAAGUUACAUAAUAUAACUUUAACUACUUAUAGUAUAUUGCUUUCAGAAAGGAAAGCCCAUAUGAGCACAAAAGCAGAUAAGGCUCUGUUUUUACUGAAAUGGGAAAGAAUUAUUUUAGAUGAAGCUCACACUAUUAAGAAUCACAAAUCUCAAACUGCAGAAGCAGUUUUUAGCUUAAAGAGUUUUCGACGGUGGUGUGUGACGGGUACACCAAUUCAUAAUAAUUUCGAUGACAUGUACCCUUUAAUAAAAUUUUUACAGUUUCCAACAUUUGAUGAUUAUAAAAAAUGGAAGGCAUUAAUCAGUGAUGUUAGUGAUGUUAGUAAAAAAAGAAGAAAUAUGUUAGUAAAAAGUAUCUUGCUGCGAAGAACCAAAUCUGAUACUACUAAUGAUGGUAAGCCAUUAGUUAAAAUGACAAAAAAAAAGUAUGAUGUAUGUUUCAUAGAACUUGAUGAUGAUGAGAUGAAAGAAUAUGUGAAAUUUCAAAAAAAGAUCAAUGAGAAAGUUAAAAAAUAUUUUGAUCUUCGCUUAAUGCAUAAAAAUGCAAAUACAAGUUCUUCUUUACUAGUAUAUCUACUUCGUUUACAACAAUGCUGCAAUCAUCUGAGUCUUCUAGGUGAAGAAAUUGAAGAGGAAAUUUUACCAGAUACUUUAAAAGAAAUUUCAUGUAGUUUAUCUUCAUUAAAAAUUAAAGAUAGUAAUGUGACUGAAACUGAUCAUGAUAAUGAACAAAGUCUUGAACUCAGUUUAACGGAAUAUCAAGAGAAAAAAUUAACUGACCGUUCAGUGAAAAGCACAAAACUUAAGAAGCUUUUCAGUGAGCUGAAAAAAAUUUCUGAAGAAUCAGAGGAAGCAAAAAGUGUAAUUGUCUCUCAGUGGGUAUCCAUGCUUGAAAUAGUUGCGUAUCAUCUUCGAAAGGAAGGUUUUAAAUAUCAUAUGAUUGCAGGUAACACAAAACCAGAGGACCGUCAAACUGCAGCUGAUGAUUUUAAUAAAAAUAGACUUGGAUCUAAAAUAAUGUUGCUUUCUUUAAAAGCUGGUGGCGUGGGCUUGAACCUCACUGGUGCAAGUCAUUUGUUCCUGAUGGAUCUGCACUGGAAUCCAGCACUAGAAAUGCAAGCAUGUGACAGGAUCCAUAGAUUAGACCAGAAAAAGGAUGUUGUUAUACAUAAAUUUAUAUGUAAAAAUACGAUUGAAGAAAAAAUUUUGGAUUUACAGAAAAGUAAAAGCUACUUAGCUGAUACUGUUCUACAUGGUGCAGGGCGAGUCACAAAAGGCAUAUCGCUGGAUGAUUUUAAGACUUUAUUUAGUAUAAAAAUAUGAUUCAUUUAACAAAUGGGUAUUCCAGAAAUGAGUGAGUUUAAGCAUAUUUUCCCUGCAAAAUGUACUGUAAAACAGCAAGUUUUCUACUGUUGUAUGCAAUUGGCCAAAGUUUUAAUAUUUUCAUAAAUCUUGAUACUUGCUAAUAAAUAAAAUUUUAAUACCAAAAAA
Molecule: messenger RNA, 2566 nt
Organism: Stegodyphus dumicola
Lineage: Eukaryota; Metazoa; Arthropoda; Arachnida; Araneae; Eresidae
Product: transcription termination factor 2-like
Biological process (GO): DNA repair
Cellular component (GO): nucleus
Molecular function (GO): ATP binding; ATP-dependent activity, acting on DNA
Source: RefSeq, a predicted model, not a curated record